AUGGUCCUGGGACAGGCCCAGCCCCAGAGCCCAGAGAUGCUGCUGUUACCCCUGCUGCUGCUACCCCUGCUGCUGCCCGUGCUGGCGGUGGGGUCCCUGAACAAGGAUCCCAGUUACAGUCUUCAAGUGCAGAGGCAGGUGCCGGUGCCGGAGGGCCUGUGUGUCAUCGUGUCUUGCAACCUCUCCUACCCUCGGGAUGGCUGGGACGAGUCUACUGCUGCUUAUGGCUACUGGUUCAAAGGACGGACCAGCCCAAAGACGGGUGCUCCUGUGGCCACAAACAACCAGAGUCGAGAGGUGAAAAUGAGCACCCGGGACCGAUUCCAGCUCACUGGGGAUCCCGGCAAGGGGAGCUGCUCCUUGGUGAUCAGAGACGCUCAGAGGGAGGAUGAGGCAUGGUACUUCUUUAGGGUGGAGAGAGGAAGCCGUGUGAGACAUAGUUUCGUGAACAAUGCGUUCUUUCUAAAAGUAACAGCCCUGACUCAGAAGCCUGAUGUCUACAUCCCCGAGACCCUGGAGCCCGGGCAGCCGGUGACGGUCAUCUGUGUGUUUAACUGGGCUUUCAAGAAAUGUCCAGCCCCUUCUUUCUCCUGGACGGGGGCUGCCCUCUCCCCCAGAAGAACCAGACCAAGCACCUCCCACUUCUCAGUGCUCAGCUUCACACCCAGCCCCCAGGACCACGACACCGACCUCACCUGCCAUGUGGACUUCUCCAGAAAGGGUGUGAGUGCACAGAGGACCGUCCGACUCCGUGUGGCCUACGCCCCCAAAGACCUUAUUAUCAGCAUUUCACGUGACAACACGUCAGCCCUGGAACUCCAGGAAAACGUCAUAUAUCUGGAAGUUCAGGAAGGCCAGUUCCUGCGGCUCCUCUGUGCUGCUGACAGCCAGCCCCCUGCCACGCUGAGCUGGGUCCUGCAGGACAGAGUCCUCUCCUCGUCCCACCCCUGGGGCCCCAGAACCCUGGGGCUGAAGCUGCGUGGGGUAAAGGCCGGGGAUUCAGGGCGCUACACCCGCCGAGCGGAGAACAGGCUUGGCUCCCAGCAGCGAGCCCUGGACCUCUCUGUGCAGUAUCCUCCAGAGAACCUGAGAGUGAUGGUUUCCCAAGCAAACAGGACAGUCCUGGAAAACCUCGGGAACGGCACAUCCCUCCGGGUCCUGGAGGGCCAAAGCCUGCGCCUGGUCUGUGUCACCCACAGCAGCCCCCCAGCCAGGCUGAGCUGGACCCAGAGGGGACAGAUUCUGAGCCCCUCCCAGCCCUCAGACCCCGGGGUCCUGGAGCUGCCUCGGGUUCAAAUGGAGCACGAAGGAGAGUUCACCUGCCACGCUGGGCACCCACUGGGCUCCCAGCGCGUCUCUCUCAGCUUCUCCGUGCACUAGCCCCCACAGCUGCUGGGACCCUCCUGCACCUGGGAGGCUGAGGGUCUGCACUGCAGCUGCUCCUCCCAAGGCAGCCCGGCCCCGUCUCUGCGCUGGUGGAUUGGUGGGGAGCCGGAGGCGAACAGCAGCCAGGACUACUUCAAGGUCACCCCCAGCUCAGCCGGGCCCUGGGCCAACAGCUCCCUGAUCCUCCAAGGGGGGCUUGGCUCCAACCUCAGGCUCACCUCCGAGGCCCAGAAUGUCCAUGGGGCCCAGAGCUCUCUGAUUCCUGCCGGACAGUCAGGGUGUAGGGUGGGGAGGCCUGGGCUCACCAGGUCCCGCAUCCAGGGAUGUAGGAAGGGCCCGGAGAACCAAGUUGCAAUAAGAGAGGUAGGAUUCGGAACUGUGGUUUAG
Messenger RNA from Gorilla gorilla gorilla (western lowland gorilla), 1773 nucleotides. Its product is annotated as sialic acid-binding Ig-like lectin 11. Gene Ontology annotation, cellular component: plasma membrane. Gene Ontology annotation, biological process: cell adhesion. Gene Ontology annotation, molecular function: sialic acid binding. Lineage: Eukaryota; Metazoa; Chordata; Mammalia; Primates; Hominidae. The record is from RefSeq and is a predicted model, not a curated record.